CUAAUUCUGACAAAUAUUUUUGCCCCUGUCACGUUCUAUGUUCUCGCAGUACUGUGUGUAGAAAGAUUCAUGGCCAUUCGUCUACCCCUCAGAUACCAAGAACUUGUGACACACAAGCGCAUUGCCACUGCGGUAAUCUCAAUUUGGGCUCUAAGCGGACUUUUCUCGCUGCUUAGGUUAUGGACGCCGAAGGUGGUCAUGUACGGAUUUUUUGCCAUGUUUGCGUGUCUUUGUUAUAUGGCUGCCACUUGGUUUAGUGUCAGAAUUGUUUUGCUGGUGCGAAAGCAAAUAAACGUUAUUCACGUUCUACAAGGACCUCAAGUAGCCCAGAGCAGUCAAAUGGCCCACGUUAUCAGAUUGCGCAAGUUUGCGAUCGCAUCGGUCUACCUGUAUGUCAUUUUUCUGGUUUGCUAUUUGCCAAAUACUUGUGUUUUAUUUGCUAUCGCUUCCAAUGGACCAAGCACAAGCUUAAGGCAUUUGCAGUUUUUUACUAUGACACUUGUGUUUCUUAAUUCAACCCUUAAUCCGUUGAUUUACUGCUGGAAGAUGAAAAACAUCCGACACACCGUCGUUGACAUGCUGCGACACACUUUCUCAAGCUUCAGCCGCCCAACUGAGGAAAGUUGA
Messenger RNA from Porites lobata, 627 nucleotides. NCBI's taxonomy places the organism in Eukaryota, Metazoa, Cnidaria, Anthozoa, Scleractinia, Poritidae. The record is from the annotation of a GenBank genome assembly.